UAGAAACUGAUCAAAUAUAACUUGAUUUGAAAAGCAAGGCAGCAAGCUUGAAAUCAAUUUUUUAACAUGUUUAUGAAAAAGAUUUAUUUUUUGCUGACUUUGUUUUGUUGUCAAGUAGAAAGUGGCAGAACAGAUUGUCGCAAUCCUUCAUCCGUUCGUAAGAUGGCGCGCGGCCUAAGUCGAUACAAACUAAAAGACUUGCCGGAAAGUUUUUAUUUAAUGGAUAAACUGCGCAACAAAGCGACCGUUCCACCUGAAUACAGCGAAAGUAUCUAUGUGAAGGUAGACAACGAGAGCUCUACGUGUCCAACAACUCUAGAUAACAAAUUACACGUGUGUCCCGGCUACAAGGUGAUGGAGUAUGAUAGAUUCAGGUUCCCAAGCAUGAUGCUGCAGGUUCAUUGUAAAUGUAACGGUUGUCUUGGCUCCCCGGACAAAGCCUGUGUGCGUCUGUUUUACUAUACUAGGGUGCUGAGGGUGACAGGGUGUAACAAAAAGGGUGUGUAUGUGUACGACUACUUCUGGGAGAAGGUUUCCAAUGGAUGUGUCUGCAUCAAAAACGAUAGGCAGACAAUGUCCAGAGGUUGAGAAAGGAUCCAGUAUUGUGUUAAAGUUAGCAUGACUUUGCGUGGUUGUACAUUUUAUUAUAAUGAUAAGAGUUUGAGUAACAAUACUUAUUUAUACACUAUGAUAUUUUAUUUACAUAUUGUCUCUGAAUAUUCUGGUCAGUACCAAUUAUCACAUUCCAGCUCGUUUAUCGCUGCCCAACGCAUUCCAAAGCAAACGCGAAUCUCACAGUCUGUUUGCAGAUCGGGUCAGACAUUAAGUAACAGAAAAAAGUGAUUGAAUUUUUUGUUUGGAUGAACAAAUACUCAUAAUUUUGUUUGUUUUAGCCCAAAUGUCUUUAUACAAGUUUUACCAAUAUUAUUUACGUUACUAAGAAGGAAAAUGUUCAUUUUAAUUUAGUGUGAAAUUUCUUGAUUCUGUAUCAUCUGCGAAUUGUCUUUCAGUUGAGCCUUCAUCUUUUAUAUCUCAU
Magallana angulata is the source of this 1036-nucleotide messenger RNA. RefSeq lists its product as uncharacterized. The record is from RefSeq and is a predicted model, not a curated record. Lineage: Eukaryota; Metazoa; Mollusca; Bivalvia; Ostreida; Ostreidae. Bases 67 to 588 code for a protein of 173 amino acids. Gene Ontology annotation, molecular function: cytokine activity. The transcript is spliced from 2 exons. Gene Ontology annotation, cellular component: extracellular region.